AUGCUUGCUUACGCUGGCCCGCCUGCUUCUGCAAUGCCUACUCCAGAGUGGGGCGCUGCUGUGCAUGAGACGAUAAGAAAGCCUAGUAAUGUUCCGAGCAACAUGUUCCCAGCCCCGUACGCACCAUCGAUGAAAGAAUUUGUUCAGAGAACAGCUGGUGAGAAAUUAGGAGAGAAUCAGCCACCCUCGAUUGCGUCUUGGGGUGACGAUAGGAAAGAUCACACUGUCAAGGCUUCUUGGGGCAAAGAACUUGAAAAGGAUACCGGCUGGGGUAACAGCAGUGACAACGGUUGGCAAGAUAAGAACCCAAAGCAGAGUGACAAGAAAGGCUGGUACUCAACCGACGACGACCAGGCCGGAGGCUGGAGCAAGACAGAUGAAAAUAAGAAGACUCAAGCGGACAGUGACUGGAAUAGGAAAGACAACGGCUGGGACAACCCCCCAUCCUCACCAAAACAAGAGCGAGUCGACAAGAUGAACGACUGGGCCGGUCUCAAAUCCGCCUUGACAUCCGCUUUUGCCAACCCACCAGCCCCAGCACCAGCCCUAGCACCAGCACCAGAAGACGCCUGGCCUACCCAACCAUGGAGUUUCCCCGCCGACAACGCCGUACAGCCUGUUAUUCAACAGCCUGUGAGCACACCUGUUACCUCCGCCCCAGUACCACCUGUACCUGACAGGAUUACUCCACCCAACCGACGCAUGAGCAACAAAACGCUCUCAAGAUACCGUCCCAAUCACAACUUCCCCUCCCGCAUCCAUCCCAAACCCACACCAAACUUCACGGCUCAACCACACUGGCAGUUCCCUCCUCCAUCCACGUCUACACCCAAGAACGUCCUGCGUACCACCUCCUCAGACUCCACAUACAUCGCCCCCGCAGAACCACGUCUCACCAUCAGCAAAUCCACGUCCAGCAAAAGCGGUAUCAAACACGCCGUCCGCGCGGGUAAAGCAACGGAGUACGGUCACGUAGUUGGUCGACCGGAGUAUCUAGAUCGUUUGGAGAAGCCGUAUGCGGUGUUUCGGUUCAAGUAUCGGAGUGAGGGGGUGUUGAAGGGGUUGGGUGUACUUGGGGAGGGUGGUGUGGAUGGCAGUAGUGGGGAGAAAGAGAAAGCAGAGAAGUUGAAGAGUGUGCCGCAGGAGGAGUUGAUUGCGAAGAUGUUGGCUUUGGAGAGGAAGUUGAAGGGUAAAGAUGAUGGGGAGGGUAUUACUGGUGGUGGGAAGGAGAGGAAACACAGUAAGACUCACAUCGAUAAGGAGAAACAGAAGUCGAAGCAGAGGCGGUCGAGUGAGAAAACGGAUGUGCGUGGCGAUGGCCGGAUCAAGAACUUUACAGAGCAGUGGGUGGAGCGGCAUUCGAGAGAUCCGAGUGUGAAGGCGAAGAGUGCGGUUGCUAAGGAGGUGGGUUGGGAGGGAGAUAAGGAGAGGAAGGAGAAGGAAGUAGUGGGAACGUGGGGACAGGAUGCGAAUGAGGGAUGGGGAGGUGGAGAUGUGACAUGGUAG
Messenger RNA from Alternaria hordeiaustralica, 1506 nucleotides. RefSeq lists its product as uncharacterized. Bases 1 to 1506 code for a protein of 501 amino acids. NCBI's taxonomy places the organism in Eukaryota, Fungi, Ascomycota, Dothideomycetes, Pleosporales, Pleosporaceae. The transcript is spliced from 2 exons. The record is from RefSeq and is a predicted model, not a curated record.